Messenger RNA from Colletotrichum navitas, 507 nucleotides. RefSeq lists its product as uncharacterized. Lineage: Eukaryota; Fungi; Ascomycota; Sordariomycetes; Glomerellales; Glomerellaceae. The transcript has 4 exons. The coding region runs from base 1 to 507 and encodes 168 amino acids. The record is from RefSeq and is a predicted model, not a curated record.
AUGUACUCUGUACAAUGCGGCUUCCGGGCGUGGCACCCUUAUUCCCCAUCGGUAUCCCCAGGUCGGGCCCAUGGCCGGGUCAGCCGUAGUUCCCGACCAUUCAAGCAACCCCCCAUUUCAACACAGUCCUUGUCCCGUCCUUCCGUUGGCACCAACGAGCAAGAACAUAGCAGACCGCGCAUGGAACUCGAGGUUCGUGUCGGGGUCUGGACUUUCCGCCCCCCGGCCGUACUGUCGUUAGCUGCAGCAGGAGCGUGGGCGGAUGUUCGGGAUGCCUACAAGUAUCGGGUUAGAGCUGCUUCAUUCAGCCCGACGCCGCUUCCAGGAGAUCAAUUCCAUGACUGGGGUCUGUUGACUUUGCCUGCCAAAGUAGGGGCCUUGCCAUGUGCCCCUCGCUUGGAACGCGAACAAGACUCGUCAACAUCGAACGAGGCGCCGACAUUAGUCCACACGGCAUCCGGGGCUUCUGGUCGUUUCGAGAAAGUGACAUACCUAUGCCUGGGCUAA